Salvelinus namaycush (lake trout) is the source of this 1522-nucleotide messenger RNA. RefSeq names its product sprouty-related, EVH1 domain-containing protein 2-like. The transcript has 2 exons. Gene Ontology annotation, biological process: negative regulation of MAPK cascade; multicellular organism development. Gene Ontology annotation, molecular function: protein kinase binding. NCBI's taxonomy places the organism in Eukaryota, Metazoa, Chordata, Actinopteri, Salmoniformes, Salmonidae. The record is from RefSeq and is a predicted model, not a curated record. Bases 468 to 1154 code for a protein of 228 amino acids. Gene Ontology annotation, cellular component: membrane.
CUGUUUAGAGAAACAGAGAAACAGAAUCAGAGAGAGAGACAUUGUUGGGUGACUGAUGGCCAGUGAAACAACUCAAACAACAAUAUAGACCAUUUUCUCAAACCAAACCUGCCCACCGACAACUGCUUGUCCAAUCAGAGCUUUACUGACUCUUCUGGUUUUGUCUUUUGUCCAAUCAGAAUGCCACAGACAGCUCAUCUAACUCCUCCUCCGAGAGACUGGAGCCCUGUCUGCAGCCACUGGACUCCUCCCCCCUCGCUGACUCAUCCCACCUACACAACAACUGCAUCCUGGGAAACGACCUCCACGAACCCUAUAGGUUGUCAGACCACUACUUCCUAGAUCUGCCUCUGCCCCACAUCCCUCGCCACGUCACCUUCCAGGACGACGAGGAGAUCGUCAGGAUCAACCCUCUAGAACGUUCCUGGGAGCUCCCCUCGGAAUCCUCCUCCCGCUCGGAACUCCGUAUGGACCAACUAGAACGCUCCUGGCUCACGGGCUAUGAGGACUACCGACACGCCACCGCGCGUCACAAAUACAUCCGCCCGCCGGACGACUCUGAGUCCUAUGUCCACUUCGCUAAGAGCGAGCCCCACAAACACCACUAUAGUUAUCCCCAGGUAUCCACACCGUUAGAUUCCUCCGACCCCAAACCUACCUUCAGACCUUUACCCAAGAGGCACCACUACCGCCGUCCAGGGGAGCAGGGCUUCGGUGGGGGCGUGGUCUCUACCCAGCCCCAGCCACUCCUCCCUGCCUCGUCUGAUGGACAGGACAAGAAGUCUGAGGAGGGCGGGGUUGGCGAGCGCCUGCAGUGCCAGUACUGUGGUGAAACGUUCUACCGCGGUAUCAACCGACGGGGGCGCUGCCAGGAUGCACCAGACCCGAUCAGGGCGUGCGUCCGGCGGGUCAGCUGCAUGUGGCUGGCCGACACACUGCUGUACCACUGCAUGUCUGACCCAGAGGGGGAUUAUUCGGACCCCUGCUCCUGUGAGGGGGGUGGCGAAGGGAGGCUGGGCACGCGCUGGGCAGCUCUGCUGGGGUUGUCCCUAGUGGCGCCGUGUCUCUGUCUGUACCCGCCCCUUCACGCCUGCCACCGGGCCGGGGUGGCGUGCGGGUGCUGCGGGGGCAGGCAUGAAGCCUCAAUGACAUAAACCUUACACAACCCCAAAAAACACAUGGUGGGGGGAGGGGGAGGAGGGGGAGGGGACGAAGAAGAGCGGUCCUAUGCCCCAUUUUGGUUUUGUGGUUUUGUUACUCUACAGGCGGACGUGUAUAUACAGCCGAAACGUUGGCGUGUUGUGGCUGCCAUUUUGAAAUGGCUUAAAGAUUGAUAAGCUCCUUCUUGUGUACUGUCGUUCUCUCUCUCCUCUUUCCACAUGUCUUGUUCCCUCCAUUCCUGGUUGAGGAGAGACUCUUUUUUUUAUAGCUGACUAAUAUGUCAUGUAUCACAUACAACCAGGUACUUUCUACUUUUUACACCGACUUGGUGUUGAACAACUUGAAUUGUUUAGUUUGCGUA